Molecule: messenger RNA, 1854 nt
Organism: Cyphellophora attinorum
Lineage: Eukaryota; Fungi; Ascomycota; Eurotiomycetes; Chaetothyriales; Cyphellophoraceae
Product: D-lactate dehydrogenase [cytochrome], mitochondrial
Exons: 2
Coding region: 1-1854 (617 amino acids)
Biological process (GO): lactate catabolic process
Cellular component (GO): mitochondrion
Molecular function (GO): D-lactate dehydrogenase (NAD+) activity; FAD binding; D-lactate dehydrogenase (cytochrome) activity
Source: RefSeq, a predicted model, not a curated record
AUGAAUUCUCAGGCAGGAUGCAGGCUUGCGAUCGCCAGCGCGCGACUGGUGAAAGCGUCACCGGCUUCGCCUCUGUCGAUACCCUGGUCGAAAUGCGGUCGAAGCUUCUCAGGUGCUGCUCGCCGACUGAAAGAGACGAACUUCGAAGGGACACCCGUGAAGCCCGAGGGAACGCCCGCGAAGAAGGGUGAGGCCGAGUUGAAGGGCUCUCUGCAUGGCACAACGUACGACCGGGUGAUUCGCGAACGAGCCAACGAGGCAAGAUAUGAAAAGAUGCAGCAGGAACUUGAGCAACGGUAUAAGAGACCUCACAACUCCUUCGCCGUCGGUCUAGCGCUUGUCUUCACUGCAGUGGUAGCAUACCGCUUUGGCUGCGCAGUCCCACAACCUCCUCCCACAACCUCGACGACAAAGCUCAAGGACGCAUUCCCGCCUCAGCUCGACACAAGAGGCACUACGCUGCAAGCAGCUUGGACCGACUUUGCGUUGAUCGUGGGAAAGGAAAAUGUUUCGUCGGCGAAGGAAGACUUGGACAGUCACGCCGGUUCAGAAUGGUCGUCGUACCAGCAUACGGAGAAAGAGAGACCUUUCAUGAUCGUCUAUCCUGGAUCGACAGAAGAGGUGUCUAGGGUCAUGAAGGUUUGUCACGACCGGAAGCUUCCAGUCACAGCUCUGUCCGGCGGCACGAGUCUCGAGGGUCAUUUUGCGCCGACACGAGGCGGCGUCUGUAUCGACUUGGCUCGUAUGGAUCAGAUCCUGCAAUUCCAUCCCGAAGAUCUCGACAUCAUCGUUCAGCCUGCACUUGGAUGGGAAGAUCUCAACGAGUAUCUUGCCGAGCACAACCUCUUCUUCCCGCCCGAUCCUGGCCCAGGAGCUAAGAUUGGAGGUAUGGUAGGCACGGGCUGCUCUGGCACGAAUGCGUACAGAUAUGGCACAAUGAGGGAAUGGGUCGUUAGCUUGACGGUCGUCAUGGCUGAUGGCACUGUCAUAAAGACCAGACGGCGGCCCAGGAAGUCAAGUGCUGGCUACAACCUCACACAGAUGUUCAUCGGCAGCGAGGGCACCCUCGGUAUUGUUACGGAAGCUAUUCUGAAGGUCACGCCGCUUCCACAGAGCUCCAGUGUCGCCGUUGCGACAUUUCCCACGAUUCAUGCAGCCGCGGACUGUGUCGCCAAGAUUGUGAAGGGCGGCAUUCAGCUUGCGGGAAUGGAGAUCUUGGACGAUGUACAAAUGAAGUGUAUCAACAAGUCUGGCACGACGGAUCGGAAAUGGUCUGAGGUGCCAUCGCUUUUCUUCAAGUUUGCGGGGAGUCCGGAGGGAGUCAAAGAACAAAUUGCGAUAGUGAAGAAACUGGCAAAAGCAAGCAAGAACAAGGACUUCGAAUUCGCGCGGAACAACGACGAGGCCGCCGAAUUGUGGUCGGCUCGCAAGGAAGCUCUGUGGAGUGUUAUGGCUCUCCGCAAUGAGGGCGAUCAUGUUUGGACGACCGACGUUGCUGUACCUAUCAGCAGUCUUGCUGACAUCGUCAAGGAGACUCGCGACGACAUUGAGAAGAGCGGUCUGACGGCUGGUAUCGUAGGCCAUGUCGGCGAUGGGAAUUUCCACAGCAUCAUCUUGUACAAUGACCAGAACAAGGACGUCGCGGAGAAUGUGGUUCACCGUAUGAUCAAGAAAGCGAUCGACAUGGAUGGGACUGUGACUGGAGAGCAUGGUGUUGGUCUGAAGAAGAGAGAGUAUCUGAAGGAGGAGCUGAGCGAGGAUACUGUUGAUGCUAUGAGGAAGUUGAAGCUGGCGUUUGAUCCUCUGGGCAUUCUCAACGUGGACAAAAUUGUGCAGCUCGAAAAGGGGCAUUGA